GUAACAUCAGCAGAUGCUGCAUUACAAAAAGAACUAAUUAGAAUAACGGAUGCAGACCCUGAUGUCUAAAGAUUGUUUGACACGACGGAUGGAUUGUUAGGAUUAUUGUCUCUUGUCUUUUUGCAUGUUUUUUUCACCGCUGAAGUAAUUUUGAACCUCUGUGAGUGAGAUAUUUUCACAGACUCAAAGACUGAGCACAGUAACUUUAGCUAAUUAUUGAGCCUGUCUACUUCCAAAGUAUUCAAAUACGAUGGACUGCAACACAUCAACAACAAAUUAAGCUGCGAUGCUUCUCUGAAAAACCCACUGGAGCACAGCAAACGAUGAGGGCUGCGAGUGCUGCCCUCUGGGCGGCAGCCGUGUUGGCAAGGCUCCAGCUGAGUGCUUCGUCUCCUGACAGCAUCGUCAACCGCUCAUCCCAAAACCUCUCCUCUGUCCCGAGAGACCUGUCACAGAAGGUGGUGUUUUUAGACCUUUCAUGCAACCACAUACAGCAGCUUCACCAAGGCGACUUCAGAAACGCCACUGCCCUGAGGAUCCUCAACAUUUCAUGGAACAGUUUGGAGGAGAUUCACCCAGAGACGUUCGUUGACACGCCAGCCCUGGAGGAUCUAGACCUGUCACACAACAGGCUGAAGAACCUGUCGGGUCAGCGGUACCUGCGCCACACAGAGAACCUUCGGGUACUGAAUUUGACCUGCAACAACUUUCUCACAAUGACACUAGGGAGGGAGUUCAGCUCCCUGGUAAAACUGGAGAGAUUAGCACUUGGAGCAAAAAACAUCUCUAUGGAUGAUUUCAAGAGUAUUGCUAAAGUGAAAUUACAUACACUGACCCUUUCCCUGGAGGAUGAACUGGGCUAUGAAGCAGGCAGUCUGAAGGAUGUUCGUGCUCAAAGGCUUCGGGUAGCCUUCACUAGGAAUCAAGUAAUGGACCACGAUCUGUUUGCUGAUGCUCUGUCACACUUUGAUAAACUGGAGCUGCUCAAUUUGAUAGAAGGCUACAAAAACCUCAGUAAGCAGUUGAGCGAGGAAGCAAAAAUCAACACAUCUCAUCUUUAUCUCACCAACAUCUCAAUUGACUGGCCUGACUUGACUCAAUAUGUGAAUGUGAUUCUGCAUACGUCUAUUGCUCAUCUGACCACCACUGAUGUGGCAAUCCACAAAUUGCCAAGAGAGGACACAGCUGUGGCUGCAACAUCUAAACUCAAGUCGUUUACAGCCAGAAGAGCAGUAGUGAAGUCUUUCCUCUUCUCACAGGAGGCUGUAUACAACUUCUUUAUAAACUUGCCAGUGGAGAGUUUAGCAAUCGUUGAGACUCCAAUCAUACACAUGACAUGCCCACAGUCGCAGAGUCCUAUCCUACAGGUGGACUUCUCCUUUUGUUCUCUAUCUGACUCCAUCUUCUCUAGAAUGGAGGGUCAACAAACCCUUGAAUGUGAGACUCUGGGUAACAUGAGGAAAUUGACUCUGGUACGCAACAAUCUGAAGAGCCUUCAGUUGCUGAGCAAACGCACACAAAACAUGAAGUCCCUGCAACAUCUGGACCUCAGCCUCAACGCCCUGGUUUAUGACGGUCUGGAAGAAUGUGUCUGGCCACCAAACAUCAAAAAUAUGACUCUGUCUUUUAAUGGUCUGACAGAGUCGGUUUUUACAUGUCUACCAAAAGGAACAGAGACACUGGACCUCCAGAACAACCAGGUGACUGUAGUACCAUCAUCCAUCUUGAAUCUGGAAAACCUUUCAUCUCUGAAUCUAAACUCCAACAGGCUGCGGGACCUGCCAGUAUGCAACGGUUUCCCCAUACUGAAUGAACUCCUGCUCAAGUCAAAUUCCCUCCAUGCCCCAUCUGUGAACAAGCUUGAAAGCUGUCCCAAACUGAAAACCCUAGAUGUCAGUUACAACCCCUUCACCUGCACCUGCGCUCUGAGGAAUUUCAUAAGUCUUGGAAUCAAGUCUGAAAGGAAGAAAGGUCACACGGGAAUAGAAUUGCUGCAAUGGCCAUUUGGCUAUAGUUGCACAUACCCAGAGGCCAUUAGAGGCUCCACCUUGAACAACAUCUGGAUCCCACAGGUCUCCUGUAAUAUUGGCCUUCUAGCUGCCACCAUCUUGUGCCCAGCAGUGGUGUUGAUUAUUGCAGUUCUGACCCUGUGCCAUCGUUUGGAUGCUCCCUGGUAUAUGGCGAUGAUCUGGCAGUGGACGAGAGCCAAACAUCGUGCCAGAACGCGACAAGUUCGACCUGAAGAUCUGGUGGGUGUUGAGUUUCAUGCUUUUGUGUCUUACAGCCAGCAUGACGCAGACUGGGUGCACAAUUCUCUCCUCCCCAACCUUGAAGCCCCCACAGGAGGGCUCAGAAUCUGCCACCAUGAGAAAAACUUUGUGCCGGGAAAGACGAUUGUGGAAAAUAUCAUCAACUGUGUGGAGAAAAGCCGACGCUCCGUGUUUGUGCUCUCCGCUCACUUCGUCAAGAGCGAGUGGUGCCAUUAUGAGCUGUACUUCGCCAGCCACCAACGCCUUGCCCACGGCUCGGACAGCGUUGUGCUGGUGCUGCUCGAGCCUCUCCCUCAAUACCUGAUCCCAUCCAAGUACUACCAGCUUAAGUCCAUGAUGAGCCGGCACACAUACUUGGAGUGGCCUCAGGACAGGGCCAAGCACAGGCUGUUCUGGGCUAACCUCAGGGCUGCCCUACAGGCGGACCUGCCAAAUGCACCAGUCACAGAACUAGAGUGGUGACUGUGGAAGCCCGACUUGAAAAGGAAGUGGGAAGAGGAAAUGUGAAUGGGACAGAAGGGAGAGUCUGCAAGAGAGAAGACAGUUUGUACAUUUUCCAGUGUUCUUUCUUUAACACAGUAAGAUUUUUUUUGAGCUACAGUGUCUAAUUUUUAAUCCUAUACUAUGAGCUGAAGAUGAACUGAAUGCUGUUGUAAUAAAUCAUAUAAAAACAUGUUGUAAUGAUCUUUAAAGCACAUUUAAUGGAAACAUGUAUAUAAACUAACAAUUUGGUCAAGUUUUGACAAAAACAAUAAACUUCACUGAAGAAUAU
Chelmon rostratus (copperband butterflyfish) is the source of this 3042-nucleotide messenger RNA. RefSeq names its product toll-like receptor 1 (gene tlr1). Gene Ontology annotation, molecular function: transmembrane signaling receptor activity; protein binding. The transcript has 2 exons. The record is from RefSeq and is a predicted model, not a curated record. Bases 324 to 2732 code for a protein of 802 amino acids. Lineage: Eukaryota; Metazoa; Chordata; Actinopteri; Chaetodontiformes; Chaetodontidae. Gene Ontology annotation, cellular component: membrane. Gene Ontology annotation, biological process: immune response; toll-like receptor signaling pathway; inflammatory response.